GCUCACAGCUAGCUGCGCUCCCUCGGCCUCUGGCUUCGGCAAGCUGGGGAGCUGGCUAGGAAAAUAUCAUCAUACAGACAAGGUAACCGAAGAUGCAUCGAUCGGACCAUCGUGGAGACCAGCUGGAUAAAAGACCUGCACGAACCCCACAUAUUCCUCAUUAUGCCAUCCUCCACCUUGACCUCAGCUCAGCUGCAACGGAGACUUUUGUAGCUCAAACUUACUUCACUUGGUCAGCCAGGGAAGAACUGUCACUUCAAGCUUCACUCCAAGUCAGUACAGUGUGAAGCCUACAGCUCGUACUUCAAGCCGCCAGUGUUACAAUGUCUGCGGGAGUUUUAGCACCGGUGACCGCGUUGCUACUGGCCUGUGUGGCCAUCAGACAGGUGCAAGCGUUCGCCACCUACCGGUCUCGCAUUCCCAACGGCUUCUCCGUUCAGCAUCCGUGCGAUGCCGCCAGAGUCUGGCACGGAGUGGGACAUGUCAGCGAGCAGGGCGGCGACGCGCGCAAUCGCUUCGGCCUGGACUUCCUGGCAGAGGGCAGGGCCUGGACGAUGGCUCUGUGUCGAAACGACUCCGAUGGCGACGGUCAGUCCAACGGCGAGGAACUGGGCGACCCAGACUGUGUGUGGACGCCAGGUCAGACUGCAGCGCGUACUGUCAACAUCACGCAUCCCGGCUUCAAGACACCGGUCGGCCAACACGCCUACUCCAGCCAGGACCCAACCACGCUGGACUGCACGCGCCUACUCAAGCGCUGCCCGGCCUUCGACGCACCGGGCGUGCAGUACAUCGAUCUGCGCGCAGAGAAUGGCUCCGACAACACGAUCGUACCCGCACAGGAGACCACCUACUUCAACAUGAACUUCGAGCUGCCCUCCGAUCGGCAAUACCACGCAGUGGGGUUCGCGCCUCUCCUAGACAACCUCAACGUGAUACAUCAUUUCACCAUGAUGGGCUGUAAGUCGCCUGUGCCCACGGGACAAGGGUACGAGAGCUUCAACGUGCUGCCAGGCUGCGAGACGACUAUCUAUGUCUGGUCGUUCGGCCUGGGUGACGAAUGCAUGCCGGAAGCAGCCGGCGUGCCGUUCGGCGGUCGACACCCGCGCUACGUUCAGGUUCAGCUGCACUGGACCAAUGCUGACCUGGUGCCGGAUUAUCGCGACCGGUCCGGCGUGCGCAUGUACUACACCAGCCAGCUGCGUCCCCACGAUAUGGGUACUAUGACUCUGGGGCAGGUCAACAUUGACAUUCCGCCCGGCCAGACGGAGGUGGAGUUGCCGUUUCGCUGCACUAGCGAUUGCACUAAGACGCUACUGGACCAGGGACCCAUACAGCUAACGGUCAGCUUUCCACACAUGCACUUUCUCGGCAGCGCGAUGUACGUGGAUCUGAUCAAGGAGGGCGGCAAUCGCACUCGCAUCAUGGAUGACCACAGCUAUAACUACAACUCACCGGUGACAUACGAGUAUGCUCCGUCCUACGUGCAGGUGGCCAGAGGAGACGUGUUCGAGUCCAGGUGCGUAUUCAACAGCGUCGGACGCAACCAGACGACUCGAUGGGGAUUCGGCUCGUUCGACGAGAUGUGCUUCGCUUUCAUUCGCUACUUCCCCAGUCGCGGCGAGCUGGUGUGCAAUCAGUUCGGCCAGUUUGACCUCUGCUACCAGUCGUCGUUCGUGGAGGGUCCACGCUGCAGCGUGUUCAGCUACACGGAGAACAUCACCGUUGCCGUGAACAACGCCAUGCGCGAGUGUAGUGACGUCAUGCAAGCCGUCGCCAUGACGUCAUCCGAAGGUACCGCCAUCAUGUCUACAGCUACCACCACUGUUGCCCCGGUACCGGUGUGCUCAGCUCAGUGCCUGGCACAGGCGUCGCGUGUGCUGCGCGCCCAUCGCGACCCGUGCCAGCAGACGCGACAUCCGGACGAGUGGCGGCUGCUGAACCGCCUGAUCAGGGGCAGCGUGUCGUCGCUGGAGGGCGCCGUGCACCACUGCGAGACUGUGGGGCUGGUGAAUGACUCAUCUGCGGCGCGCAUGCCAGCUAGUGUUGCCCUGUUUUCCCUCGCGCUAUUGAUAGCGCUAAGCCAUGCAUAGCUGUGUCCCCCUUAUGCUGCUAGUACGUCACCGAUUCAGUGUUGCAUCGGAUGCUUCACCCCUGACAUGUGUAUACAACUGACUGUACACACUGUACAUAAUAAUAUUAUACAGUCACUUCUGUCCUAAUACUUUCACACUGUGAUUCGCUAAAGCAUGUGCAUUACACAUGCAUCAUGAGUGAAAACAGAUUUUCGAAAACCUACGCCACCGGUCUCUUUUUGUUUUAUUCCGCUGUGAGAUCUUUGCCACACAUGGAAGAUUACUGUUGUUGCGUAAUGUAGCAUUAUUUUCAUCACUCUGCUUGCCCCAAGGAGUCUUUUUUUUUAAGACAAUGAACUUACUUAGAAGGA
This is a messenger RNA of Sycon ciliatum, 2446 nucleotides long. RefSeq names its product DBH-like monooxygenase protein 2 homolog. The record is from RefSeq and is a predicted model, not a curated record. Bases 324 to 2093 code for a protein of 589 amino acids. Gene Ontology annotation, molecular function: copper ion binding; dopamine beta-monooxygenase activity. NCBI's taxonomy places the organism in Eukaryota, Metazoa, Porifera, Calcarea, Leucosolenida, Sycettidae. The transcript has a single exon.